AUGUCGAUAUCUCAACAAACAAAUGCUGCUGACGCUGAGCAACUCACUGGCUCAGCACAGCAUAUCGAAUAUGCCGAUACACACAACGCUUUCCAUGCUGGGAUGCAUCAGGAACAACAAACUGGCACAGAGCAACUCGGCUAUGUCGGGCCAUGGCCUCUGAGGCGUAGCAGUACCUCCAGCUGGACUGUCGUCAGUGGGGAGACUGUAACUACGAGGGCUUCGGGUUUGAGUCGUACCGGCAACUCUACCAACCCGUUCGCCGCAAGCUUUCAUCCCGAGAAUCCCUUCAGCGACAUAUAUAGAUCAGAAGGCUCGAGUACCAGGAUGAUGGAACGAAGUAUUGAUGUCACGGACUCCCGGUCACCAAGCCUUAUAUCGGAGUUGACAUUGACUCUGGAGCAAGUCGACCAGCAAGGCGCUGCGAUACAGCGCAUUUUGAAAAGAGGGGCGACCGCCGCAAGCAAUGACGAGGCGGAGGGGAGAAGUAACUUCUGGGGUCGGAUGACGGGGCGGCCCAUAGAUGCUCCAACUGCUUCUGAAAGACGAGAGCCGCAGCACCAGACGGCACAACCUUCCAGGAUCCAGUCACAACAGCAAGUGCCAUCAGACAUCGAACGUGAAGCGGCUGCCACCACUCUCAGCCAGCUCGAAGCAGAGGAUUGCCGAGCAUGCAAAGAACAAGCCUCCGCUGCAUUCGCAGGGAAGUGCAUGUUGGUGGUCACGGCGGGCAUCCUUGGGACAAGUCCGUACUUGAUUUACUACUGGUUCUCGGAAGAGUACAACCUGGCCACUGCGAUGAUGAAGGAGAAACAAAAGACCUUCCUGUUCUUAUCAUUGCUGGCCAUCCCGGUGACUGCAGCGUUGAGCCUGGUAUUCCUAGCUUGGCUGGGCUUGAAUUCCUUGGGGCCGACGAGACGACGAGUCAGUGGCGGAGUCGAAUAUUUCAAGCUUUGGGCGAGCUUUGCAUUUCUCACCUCAUGUAGCUAUUUCCUCAUUGCUACGUUGACCUACAAGUAUGUGAAAUGA
Cladophialophora psammophila CBS 110553 is the source of this 1029-nucleotide messenger RNA. RefSeq lists its product as uncharacterized. NCBI's taxonomy places the organism in Eukaryota, Fungi, Ascomycota, Eurotiomycetes, Chaetothyriales, Herpotrichiellaceae. The record is from RefSeq and is a predicted model, not a curated record. The coding region runs from base 1 to 1029 and encodes 342 amino acids. The transcript has a single exon.